CCGUCACCAGCAGGAGGCGGAGUACUACUUGAAGGGGCAGAAGGUCCGUAGAGGAACCGGGCAUGUUCAAACAUAUCCGCGCAGAGCAGCUUACCAACAUCCACAGUGUGCUGUCAUUGCGCACGGGCUGGAGCUGUACGCAGACAUUGACAGUAUUUGCAUGGGCUGUUUUCUGACAUGUCAUAGCUCAGAUCGAUAUGUUUUCACGAGGGCCACUUGACAUCAACCUAGUAAGACGUGAGAUGUGUAUUUAAUGGAUUAGUCUUGAGACGCACCGCUGAUUAAGACUUUCUAAUAGUUUCGGCUCCGGUGUGAAGAUUUCGGUUUAGCGUGGCCAUGUCUCUCCCCGCCAAAGUGAUGAGAGACGGGCUGCUGGAGAAGCGCAGCAGUGGGCUCCUCCAGCUGUGGAAGAAGAAGCGCUGUGUGCUCACCGAGGAAGGGCUGCGCCUACACAACUGCAAGGGCGGCGACGGCGAUGCUCCGAGCUCGGCGUGGCGCUCUAAAGCCAAGGAGCUCCGCUUUGAGCGCAUGGCCACGGUGGACUGUGUGGAGUACAAACGAGGUCUGGUGUACUUCACCGUGGUCAUGGCUACUGGGAAGGAGAUCGACUUUCGGUGUCCACAGGAAGGCACGUCAUGGAACGCUGAGAUCGCUUUGGCACUGGUGCGCUACAAGAACCUGCAGGCCGUGCAAACGGGACGGAACAGGCAUCUGUGCACAACUCACCUGGGCAGCACUGGGGAGGAUGAGGAGCUCUGAUCUGAUUAAACCUUUCUAUUUCUCGGCAGUGAACCAAUGAGAGUGGAGAAAGGGGUCACCAGAUCUAUUGGCUUGAUUCUGUGGUGCGCAGCAUGAUGGGAUGUACCGGAUGGCGAAUAUGGACUGAGACCAAGAGUCAUAGACACACUUCACGUCUUCCUACAUGAUCUUAAUCACAAUGUCAUACAAGGCCUAGGAAUCUACUGUACGCCUGGGUGAAAAUGUCAUGACCUCACUGCUCGAGGUCACUGUGGAGAGCGCUGCAUAAGGAAAAGAUGGACAGAAUUAUUUGGACAGAAACUGAGGAGCUGCAAAAGUGUGCCUUAAUACUUUCUAUUUUGGACACAAGUUUUUGUAACGCUUCUGAAACAGGAGUCACUUUGUUUCAACGCUCUUGCUUUUGAUGGAAACACAGUGCCGUUUGACUGGCCUUGAAAUCUUUUGUUAUAGACUGAACAGAUCUGCAUGUUUUUCUGAAGCAGAACAUAAUAGAACUAUUUUGCUCAUAUUCAUUGCACAUUUUAGUCAGUACAUUUGCUAAAACCAUGUACAGUAUCACACCCUUAAGAAGAUCAAAUAAAUCUUUGUCAGUUAUCUUCAAGUGUUGGCGAA
Messenger RNA from Scatophagus argus, 1371 nucleotides. RefSeq names its product pleckstrin homology-like domain, family A, member 3 (gene phlda3). The transcript has 2 exons. The coding region runs from base 337 to 759 and encodes 140 amino acids. The record is from RefSeq and is a predicted model, not a curated record. Gene Ontology annotation, molecular function: phosphatidylinositol phosphate binding. Gene Ontology annotation, biological process: positive regulation of apoptotic process. NCBI's taxonomy places the organism in Eukaryota, Metazoa, Chordata, Actinopteri, Scatophagidae.